ACGUGGCUGUUUUGGGGAGCCGUGGUGACCGACAGUUACUCCUGCAGCGAGCGGAUCCCUGCCCUCCGCAUCUGGGACUCUGGUGAAACUCAGCGGAGCCUGCCUUCCAGUCGGCCUGGAUGGCAGGGACACACUGGUGCAAAUCCUGCAGAAACUACAAGCAUUACUGGUUGCAAGUGCUUUCUGGACCGUGGGACGGAUGAAAGGUGGAAGCUGUGGGAAGCCCAGCUGGGCUGUAGCUGCUCUGUUUAUCCCUGUUACCCUGCUGAUGCUGACCUCCGGGGGGGCAUCAGGCAGCCACAAGAUGACACAAACUUCGAUGGCACAUGCAACAGCCUCUGCUGCAGGACCGGGCCCCAGCCUGACCGAUUACCUCCAAGCAAACAUCUUAUACAGCGAACAGUUUCACGUGUGGCUCUUGUCCCUGGCGGGCUCUGUUGCUGUUGGCCUCAGUGGGAUUUUACCCCUUAUUGUCAUUCCCAUUGAAGCUGGAGCAGCCCUCAAAACAGAAGCUGUGGGCCAGAGGCUGAAGCAGCUCCUGAGCUUUGCUAUUGGCGGUCUUCUUGGUGAUGUAUUCCUUCACCUCCUCCCUCAGGCAUGGGAGCUCUCUCGCUCUUCAGCUGGUAAACACAACCACUACAUGACCCAGGGCUUGUGGGUAAUCGCUGGCCUGUUGGCCUUCCUCGUCCUGGAGAAGAUGUUCCCAGACCAAGGAAGCCACGAGGAUCCCUCAUCAAAUUCAGACAUGAAUUCUAACUCUGCUUCGCAGUCUACUUCAGCUUUCAGUGGAAAGGCAUCGGCAUCAGUCAGAAAUGGGCACCAUGCUGAGUCAUGGAAAUCCUCCAAGCAGCAGAGUCUGCAGGAAAGAUCAGAGAAAAUCAAGACCAGUGGAUACCUAAACCUACUGGCCAACUGCAUCGACAACUUCACCCAUGGACUGGCUGUAGCAGGAAGUUUCCUGGUUAGCAAAAAAGUUGGGUUCCUCACCACCUUUGCUAUCCUGCUCCAUGAAAUCCCCCACGAGGUGGGAGACUUUGCCAUUCUUCUGAGGGCCGGGUUUGACCGGUGGAGUGCCGCCCGCAUGCAGCUGUCCACGGCGCUGGUCGGUGUGUUGGGAGCUUGCUUCGCUCUGUGCGCUCAGUCACCAAAAGGCACAGAAAAUGCCACUGCUUGGAUAUUGCCUUUCACCUCAGGAGGCUUCCUCUACAUAGCCUUGGUGAAUGUGGUGCCUGAUCUGCUAGAGGAGUCCAGUUUAAGGCAGUCUCUACUGCAGAUCCUGCUCAUUUUCUGUGGCGUGGCUGUCAUGGCUGUGCUCUCUGCCAUUGUUAAUUGAACAUGGAGGAAACCCGUCUCUCGCCUUAACCAAACACUAAAACUCUGCAUUCUCCACCAACCCCUUUUUAAUCCGGUACCUCUCAUUCCUGGAAACAUGUUACACUAAAACAAAUGUCUGACAGAAGAACGUCACUUUAUGGAUGGAAGACCUUCUUGAUCUGCAGACAAGACAUUUGUGCAGACACUUUAAAAAUGUACCAAACUAAAACAUCACUGGAACUAAGAGGGUUUGUAUAGAUCUCUGUUACCAAAUUGUCUUAUAUCGUUGAUCAGACAAUCAUGUUGUUUUACACAGGUACACCUGACGUACCAGCUCAACAGAGCAGGUAUUAUUAUUGGACUCUACGAGGGCGUCCUUUUUUUAAAAUGUAUUAAACACUAAAUUGUUUAAACAUUGUAUAUAUUGAUAUUUUUCUGAUGUAGCUGCUGUAUAUUUAUUAAAAAUUAGACAAGCAACCUAUAGUUUUAUUAGAUGUGCACUACCGCCAAGCAAUCUUUUUGCCUUGUUAAGAUAUAAGUGCCAAGAAGUCGGGAUGGUCUGUUACACCAAAGUACAGUUUCUUUAUGUUUUGUAUCUUCUUCACACAGUCCAGUCUGCACCUUUUGAUCUCUGCUUGACAAAUAAUAAUUGCAAUAAAGUUGAAAUGAAUUGAUGAAAAA
Molecule: messenger RNA, 1995 nt
Organism: Anarrhichthys ocellatus (wolf-eel)
Lineage: Eukaryota; Metazoa; Chordata; Actinopteri; Perciformes; Anarhichadidae
Gene: slc39a13
Product: solute carrier family 39 member 13
Exons: 10
Coding region: 200-1333 (377 amino acids)
Biological process (GO): intracellular zinc ion homeostasis; zinc ion transmembrane transport
Cellular component (GO): membrane
Molecular function (GO): zinc ion transmembrane transporter activity
Source: RefSeq, a predicted model, not a curated record